ACUUGUUGUGCAGGGUUGCCUGAACUAUCCUCUUCUGCAAAACAUGAAGACAGUUUGUUUAGGGAUUUAUUUGAAGACUAUGAAAGGUGGGUUCGUCCUGUGGAACACCUGAGUGACAAGAUAAAAAUCAAGUUUGGCCUUGCAAUCUCUCAGUUAGUGGACGUGGAUGAGAAAAACCAGCUGAUGACGACAAACGUCUGGUUGAAGCAGGAAUGGAUAGAUGUAAAAUUAAGAUGGAAUCCUGAUGACUAUGGUGGAAUAAAAAUUAUACGUGUUCCUUCAGACUCUCUGUGGAUCCCAGACAUCGUUUUGUUUGAUAAUGCAGAUGGACGUUUUGAAGGGGCCACUACAAAAACAGUUGUCAGGUACAAUGGCACUGUCACGUGGACACAGCCAGCAAACUACAAAAGUUCUUGUACUAUAGACGUUACCUUUUUCCCAUUUGAUCUCCAAAAUUGUUCCAUGAAAUUCGGCUCGUGGACGUAUGACGGAUCCCAGGUUGAUGUAAUCCUAGAGGACCACGAUGUCGACAGAACAGACUUUUUUGACAAUGGAGAAUGGGAAAUCGUGAGUGCAAUGGGGAGCAAGGGGAACCGGACGGACAGCUGCUGCUGGUACCCCUACAUCACGUACUCCUUUGUGAUCAAGCGGCUGCCUCUCUUCUAUACCUUGUUUCUUAUUAUACCCUGCAUCGGGCUCUCCUUUCUGACUGUGGUUGUCUUCUAUCUCCCUUCAAACGAAGGAGAAAAGAUUAGCUUGUGCACUUCCGUGCUUGUCUCUCUGACUGUCUUCCUUCUAGUUAUUGAGGAGAUUAUCCCCUCCUCUUCCAAAGUCAUACCUCUGAUUGGGGAGUACCUGGUGUUCACCAUGAUUUUCGUGACCCUAUCCAUUAUGGUGACUGUCUUUGCCAUCAACAUCCACCACCGCUCUUCCUCCACACACAACGCUAUGGCGCCUUGGGUUCGUAAGAUAUUUCUCCACAAGCUUCCCAAACUGCUCUGCAUGAGAAGCCAUGCAGACAGGUACUUCACUCAGAGAGAAGCAGCUGAGAAUGGCGGUGGACCUAACUCUCGGAAUACUUUGGAAGCUGCUCUCGAUUGCAUUCGGUACAUCACCAGGCACGUCAUGAAAGAGAACGAUGUCCGAGAGGUUGUUGAAGAUUGGAAAUUCAUUGCCCAAGUUCUUGAUCGGAUGUUUCUGUGGACGUUUCUUCUGGUUUCAAUCAUUGGGACUCUAGGGCUUUUCGUUCCUGUUGUUUAUAAAUGGGCCAAUAUAAUAGUCCCAGUUCACAUUGGAAACACAAUUAAGUGA
This is a messenger RNA of Grammomys surdaster, 1311 nucleotides long. It is a transcript of the gene Chrna5, whose product is annotated as cholinergic receptor nicotinic alpha 5 subunit. Gene Ontology annotation, biological process: nervous system process; regulation of membrane potential; signal transduction. The transcript has 5 exons. Bases 184 to 1311 code for a protein of 375 amino acids. Gene Ontology annotation, cellular component: postsynaptic membrane; synapse; neuron projection. Gene Ontology annotation, molecular function: acetylcholine-gated monoatomic cation-selective channel activity; transmembrane signaling receptor activity. NCBI's taxonomy places the organism in Eukaryota, Metazoa, Chordata, Mammalia, Rodentia, Muridae. The record is from RefSeq and is a predicted model, not a curated record.